Molecule: messenger RNA, 1280 nt
Organism: Diabrotica virgifera virgifera (western corn rootworm)
Lineage: Eukaryota; Metazoa; Arthropoda; Insecta; Coleoptera; Chrysomelidae
Product: phenoloxidase-activating factor 1
Exons: 8
Coding region: 1-1191 (396 amino acids)
Biological process (GO): proteolysis
Molecular function (GO): serine-type endopeptidase activity
Source: RefSeq, a predicted model, not a curated record
AUGUCACUUACAACAAAAAAGAGAUAUUAUAGAUAUAGGCAGAGACCGCAAUAUUCGUAUCAGCCAAGGAGAUAUUACAACUAUAGGCAGAGACCGCAAUAUUCGUAUCAGUCAAAAAGAGGUACAUCCUGCAAAACUCCUAACCAGGAAUGGGCUACCUGUAACUCAAUAUAUUCCUGCAGAGCUCUGUUGUCAGCUGUUCAAACAAGAGAUCCAACUCAGCUAAAGUUUUUAAAAGAAUCUCAAUGUGGAUAUGACUCAGAACCAUUAGUCUGUUGUGGAAGUACAUCGACCUUUGCUCUAACAGGGCGUAGAGUACUAAAUAAUGAUGUAACUGCUGUAGCCACCGGUGGCUCUAAUUCGAAUUAUAGGGUUAAUUCUGCCAUUCCCGAUAGACCAAAAUGUGGACAAGACUUUUCUGACAAAAUUUUUGGAGGAACUGCAACUAAAAUUAACGAAUUUCCAUGGAUGGCUCUUCUGCAAUACGCUAAUCCUGCUGGACAUAGGAGGUGGGCUUGUGCCGGAUCACUCAUUAAUGAGAGAUAUAUUUUGACAGCUGCGCAUUGUGUUACAGGAGAUAUCUCAAGGGUAGUAGGAAAACUUGUAAACGUUCGUCUUGGAGAAUAUAAUACAGAAAGUGAAGUUGACUGUGACGGAGAACUGUGUAAUGACCCCCAAGAUAUUGGUAUUGAAGAAGUACUAUACAACGAAGGUUAUAAUAAUAACAAUGUUCAUAGGUACAAUGACAUAGCUCUUAUUAGGCUAAACCGAAAUGUCAAGUUUAGUAGAUUUAUCUAUCCCAUAUGCUUACCUCAUCCUAACGAAGCUGCCAGGGUCGGGGACCGUGUGAUUGUAGCUGGAUGGGGAAAAACUGAAUCAUCCAGUCGCAGCAACAUAAAGCUAAAGGUUGAGAUUCCCAUAGCUCAGAGGUCACAAUGUACCAGAGCAUUUGCUUCUGCUGGAAUUAUUUUGAAAAACUCACAGAUUUGUGCUGGAGGUCAAAGAGGACGAGACUCUUGUGCAGGUGAUAGCGGUGGUCCUUUAAUGAAGACCGUUGAAGAUGAUUCUUCUACUUGGUACCAAGAAGGAAUCGUAUCAUUCGGUGCAAGAUGUGGUACUGAAGGAUGGCCCGGAAUCUACACAAAAGUUGAAAAUUAUUUAGGAUGGAUCCAUAGAAAUGUUAGAGAAUAGGCAAAGACUGUAAAUUAAUUUAGAUUAUUUAUUGAAAUUCUUAGUUUUAAUGUUCAACCUCUUCAUAAAAAAAUAUAAAUUUAAGAAUA